This is a messenger RNA of Pimephales promelas (fathead minnow), 2605 nucleotides long. It is a transcript of the gene fbxo21, whose product is annotated as F-box protein 21. Gene Ontology annotation, molecular function: DNA binding; protein binding. NCBI's taxonomy places the organism in Eukaryota, Metazoa, Chordata, Actinopteri, Cypriniformes, Leuciscidae. The record is from RefSeq and is a predicted model, not a curated record.
GAUGAGGUCAUCGGAGUAAACAGAAAAGAUGGCGACGCCAUACACGGGAGAUCGAGUUUUAGGGACAAAUACGGAUAUUUCCGAGAGUUUCGCUAAGCAGUUAACCGAUUUACCAGCCGAAUUAUUAGAGCAAAUAUUGUGCUUUCCCGUUCUAAACCAUAUCGACAUUAGCAACGUUUCCUGCACGUGCAAGAGGCUGCAUGACGUGUGCCAUGGCAGAGGAAAGGUCUGGGCGCAUCAGUACAAACUCAGGUGGCCCAGGCUGCAGAGAUUUUAUCGGCAUAAUGAGUCAUACGAUUGGCUAAAGGAAUUUAAGAGCCGGGACAUGGUUGGUCAACAGAUCAGAAGAACAGUAGAGUCUAUUUCCAAGAGGUUCUUCACAGAAGUUCCUUGCGUUGGUCAGGUUCUUGGAGACAGCUUUGCAGAAAUCGAGUCUCUUGGUGCCCCGGAACACUUCUGUGAGGAUGAGCUGCUUGGGAUUUUGAACUCCGAGAAAAGGAAAAGUUUGACCCUUAAGUACUAUGCAAAGAAAAUCCUGUACUUCCUCCGGCAGCAGAACAUUUUGAGGAAUUUGAAGGUUUUCUUCGAGCGACUACCAGAACAGCAAUCAGCCCUGGAAGGUGCUGUUUUGGUCGACCAGUAUUGCAACCCUUUGACUGAUUUUACCCUUGAGAGCAUUUCUGCACAGAUAGAAGAAAUCACAGACAAGGUGAAGAAGCAUCUGCGAGUAAAAAACGCCACACACCCAAUUCUACGAGCCAGUCAAGGUGAAUGCUUCGUUCUGGAAGACUUGGAGUUUCAAAGGCAAGUCAUAUGCGCUCUGAACGCUGUUCUAUAUGACCAGCUACAGUACAAGGGCAAUGACCGGGACUACUACAAUCCGCUCAACUCAUACAUACAUCAGGUGCUGGUCCGUCGUACAGGCAUUCCCAUCAGCCUCUCUGUGCUCUACAUGACUCUGGCCAGGAAUUUAGGAGUUCCUCUGGAGCCUGUCAACUUCCCCAACCAUUUCCUGCUCCGCUGGUGCCAAAAUCAAAGCAGGAGUGGCGACAUCUACGACUAUGUGUACAUUGACGCGUUUGGAAAUGGAAAGCAGCUGGCUGCUAAAGAGUGUGAGUAUCUGAUCCGACACCAGGUGACAGCAGAUUACUACAGCGCUAUAAGCACCAGCGAGCUGCUGCUGAGGAUGGUGGGAAACCUGCUUAACAUUGGCAAGAGAGGGGAAGGGAAUGAGAAAUCAUAUCAGCUCCUGCGGGACUCUCUGGAUCUCUAUCUCACCAUUAACCCUGAUAACGUGCAGUAUCUUCUGCUGCAAGCCCGCCUCUACUUCCAUCUGGGCAUCUGGCCUGAGAAAGUGUUGGAUAUUCUGCAGCACAUUCAGGCUCUGGACCCAUCGCAGCACGGGGCGGUCGGGUAUCUGGUGCAGCAUACGCUCGAGCACAUCCAGCAUAAGAGACAUCCAGAAGAGCCGGAGGUGAAGAGACGCAGCGCGCCGGAGCACAGGGACGUACAGUACUCUGUAGGCCUCGUCAUGAAACAUAAGAGGUCAGGCUACAACUGUGUUAUCUAUGGAUGGGACCCUAAAUGCACCAUGAGUCAGGAGUGGAUUAACACCAUGAGGGUCCAUCAACUGUCUAAGGGGGCUGAUCAGCCAUUUUACAACGUCCUGGUGCAGGACGGGACCUGCAGAUACGCUGCGCAAGAGAAUCUGGAGCCUCACUCUGCCCCGCUGGAGAUCGCUCACCCCGAGGUCGGCCGCUACUUCUCGGAGUUUUCUGACACACACUACAUCGCUAAUGAAGAGCUCCAGGCGCGUUACCCAGAGGACAUGUGCAAGACCCACAGGACUGUAGAGGAGCUUUACCACGGCCUCAACCCAAACUCAGGCCAACCAUCCGAGCCAACCGCCAACUUCCAGGACCAUGAUUUAUUAGAUCCGUAGACCAGAAUGCCACCUCUUUCCCUCCCUCCCCACUUUACAUGCGAAAAGUCACUCAAUUUUGUCCUGUACUAUUACAGGAAGUUGCUCGAUACAACUGACAAUGGACCGAAUUUGAUGUUUGGAGUUCUUGUUAAGGCCAAACCCAGUAGUUUUUGUUUAAUUCAUUUCCUUUGUACAACAUCCUGGUCCUAGAUCGGUUUUACAGGCAACUUUGACCCAGAGCUGAAAAUGUAGUCUGAAAGAAACUACAUAUGUUGUAUAAUUUGAGACGUUGAGUACAGAUGAUGUGGUCGAGUUACAGUAUUUGUGGAUACGAAACAUACUCUGGAUAAUAUAUAUAAAGAUUAUAUGAAGUUACUCUACAGGAGGGUCUGAACAUCUGUACAGUAAAUGUGUUGAUCAGCUUCGGGCCUGUCUAUUAUGUCGUCAUUCAACACAUCCCUCUAAACUAAUGCACUAAUUUCAUAUAAUAUGUUAACAAACAUGCACUUGACAUGAAGUAAAAUGUCUAACACUGUCACCUUGAAAUAUUUUGUAAUGUUUACUUCAAAGUUAUUUAAAAACAAGACCUAGAGAACAAGGGCUCAACGAAUUCUUGGCCCAUACAAAAGUAUUGAGAAUAUAAGAAUGAAUCACAAUAAAAAAUAAAAAAAAGAAUCUCCA